Molecule: messenger RNA, 3408 nt
Organism: Herpailurus yagouaroundi (jaguarundi)
Lineage: Eukaryota; Metazoa; Chordata; Mammalia; Carnivora; Felidae
Gene: HNRNPDL
Product: heterogeneous nuclear ribonucleoprotein D like
Exons: 8
Coding region: 383-1645 (420 amino acids)
Biological process (GO): regulation of gene expression
Cellular component (GO): chromatin; nucleoplasm
Molecular function (GO): poly(G) binding; poly(A) binding
Source: RefSeq, a predicted model, not a curated record
CAGCUCGAGGACAAAACACGCGUGCGCGCGGCGGAGCGCGCUCGCUGUCUCAGCCGCCGGCGCCGGGCGCAGUCCGCCUUUUUCUGGAGCGACCCGGCCACGGUGCUAAUCGAUAGCAGCAGCCGCCACCGCAGCAGUCCGCACUGGGGGACCGAGGGCUUUGGAAAAAGGCGGGGUUGAUGGCUCUGUACUAGGAGUGGGCUGGACCGGACGCCAGAGACAAAGGCUCUCAAGACAAGAGGGACUGUGGCCCUGCGACGGCACUGCUCGGGAUUUUUGACCCCAGGACUUUUCGCCCCUUCGUUUUUCUCUUCUGACGCUUCUCUCAUCUUAAGCCCGCGUCCCCUCACCCGCGACCUCGCUCCUCACCGGGAGGGCCGCGAUGGAGGUCCCGCCCCGGCUCUCCCAUGUGCCGCCGCCAUUGUUCCCCUCUGCUCCCGCUACUUUAGCCUCCCGCAGCCUUUCCCAUUGGCGGCCGCGGGCGCCUCGGCAGCUCGCCCCGCUCCUCCCUUCGCUCGCUCCCAGCUCCGCCCGGCAGGGGGCGCGCCGGGCCCAGCGCCACGUCACCGCCCAGCAGCCCUCCCGAUUGGCGGGAGGGGCGGCUAUAAAGGGAGGGCGCAGGCGGCGCCCGGAUCUCUUCCGCCGCCAUUUUAAAUCCAGCUCCAUACAACGCUCCGCCGCCGCUGCUGCCGCGACCCGGACUGCGCGCCAGCAUCCCCCGGCCGACAGCUCCGCUACCAUGGAGGACAUGAACGAGUACAGCAACAUAGAGGAAUUCGCAGAGGGAUCCAAGAUCAACGCGAGCAAGAAUCAGCAGGAUGACGGUAAAAUGUUUAUUGGAGGCUUGAGCUGGGAUACAAGCAAGAAAGAUCUGACUGAAUAUUUGUCUCGAUUUGGGGAAGUUGUAGACUGUACAAUAAAAACAGAUCCAGUGACUGGAAGAUCAAGAGGAUUUGGAUUUGUGCUUUUCAAAGAUGCUGCUAGUGUUGAUAAGGUUUUGGAACUGAAAGAACACAAACUGGAUGGCAAAUUGAUAGACCCCAAAAGGGCCAAAGCUUUAAAAGGGAAAGAACCUCCCAAAAAGGUUUUUGUGGGUGGAUUGAGCCCAGAUACUUCUGAAGAACAAAUUAAAGAAUAUUUUGGAGCCUUCGGAGAGAUUGAAAAUAUUGAACUUCCCAUGGAUACAAAAACAAAUGAAAGAAGAGGAUUUUGCUUUAUUACAUAUACAGAUGAAGAGCCAGUAAAGAAAUUGUUAGAAAGCAGAUAUCAUCAAAUUGGUUCUGGGAAGUGUGAAAUCAAAGUUGCACAACCCAAAGAGGUCUAUAGGCAGCAACAGCAACAACAAAAAGGAGGAAGAGGUGCUGCAGCUGGUGGACGAGGUGGUACUAGGGGUCGUGGACGAGGUCAGGGCCAAAACUGGAACCAAGGAUUUAAUAACUAUUAUGAUCAAGGAUAUGGAAAUUACAAUAGUGCCUAUGGUGGUGAUCAAAACUAUAGUGGCUAUGGCGGCUAUGAUUAUACUGGGUAUAACUAUGGGAACUAUGGAUAUGGACAGGGAUAUGCAGACUACAGUGGCCAACAGAGCACUUACGGCAAGGCGUCUCGAGGGGGUGGCAAUCACCAAAACAAUUACCAGCCAUACUAAAGGAGGACGUUGGAGAAAACAGGAGGAGAUUGCUAAAGUUAACCCAUCUUGCAGGACGACAUUGAAGAUUGGUCUUCUGUUGAUCUAAGAUGAUUAUUUUGUAAAAGACUUUCUAGUGUACAAGAUACAACUGUGUCCAACUGUAUAUAGCCGCCAAUUAGUUUUCUUUGUUUUUACUUUGUCUUUUGCUAUCUGUGUUAUGACUCAAUGUGGAUUUGUGUUUAUACAAAUUUUAUUUGUAUGAUUUCAUGUUAAACCUCAAAUAAAUGCUUCCUUAUGUGAUUGUUUUUCUGCGUCAGGUACUAAAUAGCUCUGUAAAAGUGUAAUUUAAAAUAAGCAAUAAUUAAGGCACAGUUUAUUUUGUAGGGAAUAUUGGUCCAUAGGGAGAAACUGUGGUCCUUUUACGAAUAGCCAGCUACAGUGUGCCCCUGUUCCCCCUUUUUGUUAGAUGUAGUCUAUGCUCUAAGGCUUCAUUUCCCUGCUGAGGUUUCCACCACACCUGUAACGUUUCUCUGUGUAUUUGGAGACCUUGUCAUAGUGUUGUCAUUAGUGGAAGCUUUCUAGCAGACCAUCAGUCUUCUGGAUUAUAUUUUGAAGAACUGUACCUUUUUAGCACAAAGCAUGUUGGUAGUUCCUUUUUGUAAAUAGAAGUGAUUGUGCUUUGUUCCUGUCUCUGGAAAGCCAUUGAUUAGGGUAAGCUCAUUCAGAAUCUGGUCUGUUAGAGCUUUGGCUAAUUGUAAUACCAUGACUUUACUUGUUUUCUUGAUUAAAACAUCCAGAUAUACCCAGGGAAAAGGCACUGUUAAACAGUGUGUUGGAGCUACAGUUUGAGUAUCCGAAAUCGUUACAAGGAUUUUGGCAGAUAGGUAUGAGGUGGUUAAAAUUUGAGCAAAAGUUAGAUGCAGAUAUUUGAAGUAGUGACUUGAGGAAGUCAGUUGUAUUCUAUUGGUAUUGUCACAGCAAGCACCAAACUGAACAAAAUGUUUUCUUUUAGGAAGCUAUAUUGGGUGUUAACUGUUAAUGUGGUGUGAGUUUUUAGAAAAAGUCAUGCUAGUAGAUUCCAUCAUUUUUAAUGCAUUAGUGCAUGAGCUGCAUAGUUAAGCAUUCCAUAUUCAGACAUAGGAGUAGUGAGGAAAAGUAUAAUUUAAAUUUUAUGUAUGUCAAUGCAAAUCUAAGGUGACUGAGUCAUUACAACAGAUUUUCCUGGUGAAUCAAGCAGUUUUAGCUCUAGGUUUUGGAGAAAUUCCUGGGUAAAUCUAAGCUUCAAAUUUUACAUUCAGUGUAGUUGGAUUUAAGGUUUUUUUUAAGUUUUGUUUCUGUGGUUCUACAUUAGCCUUUAGGAUUGGCAUACGUGUUCAUAUGCAGAGCAGUUGAUCUCACCUUCAACCAAAUGUAAAUUUUUUAUGCUGAUGAACCUGCCUUUUGUUUUAUUUGGUGCCUGCAGCUUUCUUUGUUUAAUGAUGUUUGUACUCGCUGGCUAUCAAGUUACAAUGCACUUGGCCUUGUUCUGCUCCUGUUUUGCUAUUUGACCUUAAACCUAGGCCAAGUACCAAUGUUGGUUAUUGCAAGGGACUGUUUAUUCUUUCAACAUGCAACCUUAGGGAACAAGGGAGAUUUUCAUUUUAAGUUACGUUGUCAAAGUCUGUAGGUGCAGUGUCUAGGGCAGUGAAUCCUGUUAAGUUCAAAUUUAUGAUUAGGUGACAAGUUGACAUUGAGAUUGUCCUUUCCCUGAUCAAAAAUGAAUAAAGGCUUUUUAAACAAAA